UAUAGAUAGAGAGAUCAAUCAUAAGAGAGGUGGGACUGAGAGGAGUAAGGGAAUUAGCUAGGUUGAAUAUAUAACUUGGUAAGAAGAUAUACAGCAAGUAAAGAGAUGGCGGGUGAGGCGGCUGAUCAGAAAGAAAAAGUAUGCGUGACUGGAGCUGGAGGAUUUACUGCCUCUUGGGUCGUCAACCUCCUUCUCUCCAGGGACUAUGUUGUUCAUGGAACUGUCAGGCAACCAGGAGACAUCAAGUAUGCUCACUUGAACAAGCUUGAGAAAGCAUCAGUGAACCUCAAACUGUUCAAGGCAGAUUUGUUGGACUACGACUCUCUUCGUUUGGCCAUUGAAGGUUGCAGCGGAGUCUUCCAUGUUGCCAGCCCUGUACCCAAUUCUCUUAAUGAUUCAGACCCUGAGGAGUUUCUUGAACCAGCAAUAAAGGGAACGCUGAAUGUACUCAAGGCUUGCAAAAAGGCCAAAGUGAAGAGAGUUGUAGUUGUGUCGUCCAUAGCCGCCGUCGUUAUGAACCCGGAGUGGCCUAAGGAUCAAGUCAAGGACGAGACUUGUUGGUCCGUUCCCGAAUAUAUAAAAACAACCAAGAAAUGGUACUAUCUUUCGAAAACAGAAGCAGAACGCGAGGCACUGGAGUUUGGAAAAAGAAAUGGACUUGAGGUUGUGACUGUUUGUCCUUCUAUCAUUUUGGGGCCAAUUUUGCAAUCCACUCUCAAUUCCAGUAGCUCUCUCAUUGUUGCGACUAUAAUUGGUGGUCUUGAGUCCUUGGGAUGCAAUUACUGGACGUUCGUGGAUGUUCGUGAUUUAGCUGACGCGCUGCUUCUUGCAUACAACAAGCCUGAGGCUGCAGGAGAAAGAUACUUAUGCAAUUCACACUCAAUUGGCAUACGAGAUGUGGUGGAGAAAUACUUAAGGCCUACAUAUCCCUACUACAAGUACCCCAAGAACCUUACCUAUGCAGAGGAAGAAGUUCAACACCUUAGUUCCGAAAAAUUGCAGAAGUUGGGUUGGACUUUCCGGCCAGUUGAGGAAACGCUUAAUGAUUCUAUUGAAAGCUACCGGAAGGCUGGAAUCGUGGGUUAGGAAAAGUUGACAGACUAUUGUAUGUGUACUGUAUUUUACUCCCUAGCUAGCUAACUAGCUACUCUUAGACUUUUAGUAUUCAGCCUGCUUUGCACAAUCACAAACAAAAUAAUAGUUCUGCUUAGUAAGUAUGAAAAGCAGCAGUGUUUGCUACUGGCUACGCUUAUGCUUCAUAUAGGUAGAAAGUUACGUUAUGCUCUCGUCUUGAUUCCUACCCUAUAUGUUUGGGCCGUUUUAAAUUCCGUCCGGAUCUAACACCUGCGAGCCUUGCACGAUGGGGGGUUUUCGGCUCAAGUGUGAAUUAGGCUUAUUUCUAGCUAAAUCUCUAUAGUAUUUAAUUUUAAUCUUA
This is a messenger RNA of Pyrus x bretschneideri (Chinese white pear), 1435 nucleotides long. Its product is annotated as cinnamoyl-CoA reductase 1. The transcript has 5 exons. NCBI's taxonomy places the organism in Eukaryota, Viridiplantae, Streptophyta, Magnoliopsida, Rosales, Rosaceae. The record is from RefSeq and is a predicted model, not a curated record. The coding region runs from base 106 to 1086 and encodes 326 amino acids. Gene Ontology annotation, molecular function: oxidoreductase activity, acting on the CH-OH group of donors, NAD or NADP as acceptor.